AUGGUGAACCUGAGGAAGGCAGUGCACUCGUUCCUUGUGCACCUGAUUGGCCUAUUGGUUUGGCAAUGUGAUAUUUCUGUGAGCCCAGUAGCAGCCAUAGUAACUGACAUUUUCAAUACCUCCGAUGGUGGACGCUUCAAAUUCCCAGACGGGGUACAAAACUGGCCAGCACUUUCAAUCGCCAUAAUAAUAAUCUUGACAAUAGGUGGCAACAUUCUCGUUAUCAUGGCAGUAAGCUUGGAAAAGAAACUGCACAAUGCCACCAAUUAUUUCUUAAUGUCCCUAGCCAUUGCUGAUAUGCUAGUGGGACUACUUGUCAUGCCACUGUCUCUGCUUGCAAUCCUUUACGAUUAUGUCUGGCCAUUACCUAGAUAUUUGUGCCCCGUCUGGAUUUCUUUAGAUGUUUUAUUUUCUACAGCGUCCAUCAUGCACCUCUGCGCUAUUUCGCUGGAUCGGUAUGUAGCAAUACGUAAUCCUAUUGAGCAUAGCCGUUUCAAUUCACGGACUAAGGCCAUCAUGAAGAUUGCUAUUGUUUGGGCAAUUUCUUUAGGUGUAUCAGUUCCUAUCCCAGUGAUUGGACUGAGGGAUGAAGACAAGGUGUUCAUCAACAACACCACCUGCGUGCUGAAUGACCCAAAUUUCGUUCUUAUUGGGUCCUUCGUAGCUUUUUUCAUACCGCUGACGAUCAUGGUGAUUACAUACUGUCUAACGAUCCACGUCCUUCGCCGACAAGCUCUGAUGUUACUGCACGGCCACACGGAGGAACCGCCCGGAAUAAGCCUGGAUUUCCUGAAGUGCUGCAAGAGGAAUACUGAUGAAGAGAACUCUGCAAACCCUAACCAAGAUUUGAACCCACGCCGAAGGAAGAAGAAGGAAAGACGGCCAAGGGGCACCAUGCAAGCUAUCAACAAUGAACGGAAAGCCUCGAAAGUCCUUGGCAUUGUUUUCUUUGUGUUUCUGAUCAUGUGGUGCCCGUUUUUUAUUACUAAUAUCCUGUCGGUUCUUUGUGGGAAGGCUUGUAAUCAAAAGCUAAUGGAAAAACUUCUGAAUGUGUUUGUUUGGAUUGGCUAUGUUUGUUCAGGAAUUAAUCCUCUGGUGUACACUCUUUUCAACAAAGUUUACCGAAGGGCUUUCUCCAACUAUUUGAGCUGCAACUAUAAGGCAGAUAAAAAGCCUCCGAUCAGACAAAUCCCGAGAGUUGCUGCCACUGCUUUGUCUGGGAGGGAGCUUAAUGUUAACAUUUACCGGCACACCAAUGAACCAGUCAUUAAGAAAGCUGAUGACCAGGAGGCCGGUAUAGAGAUGCAAAUCGAGAAUUUGGAGCUACCAGUUAAUCCCUCCAAUGUGGUUAGUGAAAGGAUUAGUAGUGUGUAAGAAAGAGCGGUGCAGUCUUUUCCUACAGUAAAGCUACAAAUGUAGGAAAUUGUUCUAUAAUUCUUCUGUUGGUCAUAACCUAAUGUAAAUGUUGCUGUCGGAAAAAGUUGUUUUUAUACAUAGCUUUGCAAUCCUGUACUUUACAAUCAUGCUUACAAUAGUGAGAUUUAGGAUUCUGUAUUUACUGUUUAUAAUAGAUUGAGAAUAACUU
Molecule: messenger RNA, 1585 nt
Organism: Physeter macrocephalus (sperm whale)
Lineage: Eukaryota; Metazoa; Chordata; Mammalia; Artiodactyla; Physeteridae
Gene: HTR2C
Product: 5-hydroxytryptamine receptor 2C
Exons: 4
Coding region: 1-1374 (457 amino acids)
Biological process (GO): phospholipase C-activating G protein-coupled receptor signaling pathway; G protein-coupled receptor signaling pathway, coupled to cyclic nucleotide second messenger; chemical synaptic transmission
Cellular component (GO): plasma membrane; dendrite
Molecular function (GO): neurotransmitter receptor activity; G protein-coupled serotonin receptor activity
Source: RefSeq, a predicted model, not a curated record